CCCUAUCCCCCAUGUCCCGCCUCGCCCUCCUCGCCCUCGCCUCCCUCGCCGCCGUCGCAUCCGCCAAGUCCGGAUGGGGGGGAUCCUGCUCUCAAGCCAACACCCAUCUCGACCAGGCCAACUACCAGCUCGUCACCGACUGUGACGCCACCACCUACUGCAACAGCAACAACACUUGCGCGUGGAAGGGAUGCAGGAGGAAUACCUAUCCUUACGGCUACAACGACUAUUCUUUCGACCAACUACCGCCUUUGUGUCCUACUGGAGAAUUCUGCCCUGACGAGUCUGACCAGUGUUUGACCCAAGUCCCUGUUGGAAGCAGUUGUCAGAAGGAUCGAGACGACGAGUGUGCCCAGCCAGACAACUGGAAGGACCUCGCCGGCUACCUCAACACCAACGGUAGCAUCUGCCUCCAAUAUACCUGCUACUACGCCAACGUGACUGUCGGCCAAACAUGUGUCAACGACAACACUGCCUAUACCGCUUACAAGGAGGACGGUUCAGCCUACGCUUUCAUCGUUUCGCGAGACAACUGUGCCAAUGGCCACUACUGUGAUGCUUCCGACUCGUUGUGCUACAAGGGCAAGGCACAGGGUGUUACUUGCAGCGGCAACAAAGAGUGCCUGUCCUACAAUUGCGCGGACGAUGGAAAGUGUGGUAAAGCGGCCGACGAUGUUAUCCACCCCCCUGUCUGGCAAUAUGUCCUUAUUGGUCUCGGUAUCUUCAUCUUGAUCGGUGCCGUCAUGACCACCCUCUGGUUCGUCCACCGCCGCGUCCGUAACCGCAACCAAGCCAUGCUCGAACAAUACUACAACGAGCAAAUCGCCUACCGACAAUCCAUCAUGUCCAUGACCCACGCCAAACAAACCCUCGCCAACCUGCCCCCUGGCCACUCGGUUAACGACGCCCGGGCGUCCUUGUACGGCGAUAUGCCCCCUGUCGGCUGGACGUCUGGUGCCGAGAUCCCCUUGCCUCCCAAUAUGAGGCGCGACAGCGCGAGUAUCUAUAGGGAGGGCUCAGGGCAAGGACAGAGUGAGGUGCAGUUGAUGCCUCAUCAGAGAUACCAGGACGCGCCCGAGUCUUCUUCCCGGUUUAGGGGCGGCGCGUUGUAAGGUGAGAUGUGGCUCAGGACGAUGUUUUACGACUCUUUUAUUCAUUCGCGUUUGACCAUAUAUACGCACGUAACCUAUGGACACUUACCCCACCCCCACCCCCCUUCCCCCCUGAUUAUAUGUAUCUUCUACAUACAUAGCUUGAUGGCUUUCUUUUUAUAACGCCAUUAUUUUUAUCUGUUAUCCUUCUAUUCUUUCAGUCAAACCACGCUUUAAAGAGCGCAGACUGAGCGUGUUGUUAUUUCUCCCAUGACUGGUAUGAUACAUGAGCAUGAACCUAUCCUUCAUAUACGAAUCUGGCCCAGUUGUCGCAGUGAACCAUCGUCUAUCCUUCAGCGCUACACUCCCGUACGAAUACUCUAUGAA
Molecule: messenger RNA, 1478 nt
Organism: Cryptococcus amylolentus CBS 6039
Lineage: Eukaryota; Fungi; Basidiomycota; Tremellomycetes; Tremellales; Cryptococcaceae
Exons: 9
Coding region: 12-1112 (366 amino acids)
Source: RefSeq, a predicted model, not a curated record